GGCGGCUGUUGCAAGGACUUGUAAGAUCCAGGAACAGUUUUCCUCAUUUGCUGAGUACAGUUAAUCUCCACCAUGGGGAAAGGCGAGAAAAAGGGCAAGAAAGGAACCAAGAAAAAGAAGGGAAGUAAAAAGUCUCAGAAAGACAAGAUGACAUUUGCAGAAGCUCUUCUGGCUUAUCAAAUUCAGAUGAAGGAGAGUCGGAUCGAAGAGCUGCUCACCGAGCUGAAGCAAAUGGAGGAAAAGAAUGUGAGAUAUAAAGAAAGGAACGAGCGCUUAAAAACCGAGCAAUCCGUGCAUGUUAAGGAGCUGCUGAGCGAGGCAAAGGCCCAGGAAAAAGAAGUGGAAAAGAAAGAAGUCGUCAACAGAGAACAAGUAGAUGAAGUGAUAAAAGAGAAGUGGCAAUAUAUCCGACAGCAGGAAAUUCUGUUUGAAGAGCUUCGCAGUGAGAUAAAUGGUCUGGAGCAGAAGAUUAUGUUAGCAGAAGCAGAGAAGAAUUACUGGCUGCAGUAUAAGAAUGUGGGAAGCUGGGAACAUGCCAGACAGAUCCAACACUUACAGGAAGAAAUCAGCAACAUUAAACAGAACUUCACUGAAAUAGACGAAUAUUUCAAAAGAAACCUGGAGAAGACAAGACUUGACAUAGAUAGAGAAACAGAGAUGAAAAUGGAUCAAACCAGAGAGAUGGCGACACAGGACGCAGUAAACAACAUUGAUGAUGAGAGUCGGAGGGAGAUUAAGGAGAACGAAUGGUUAAAGCGAGAGGUUGAUAUCUACAGCAAAGACAUUCGCGAUCUGGAGGCGUCUGUCCUUAAAACCGAGCAAGAAAAUUUGCAAUUAAUAAAUCAUCUUUUUGAUUGCCGACUUGAUGACCUAAAAAAAUCAAGGAACACAUUCUUGACUCAGGUGGUCAGCCUGGAUCUCCUGGCGGACGGCUUACUAGGAGAAGACUUUGCCAAACUAGACUUGGACACGACUUCAGGAGCAGAUGAAAGAUGUAAUAAUGAGACGCUCACAGAGGCGGGGGACAACCUAAUCUAUGCAAACAGAAAGGAGAUGAACCCCCCUACAAUUCUGGGGCUCAAUCAUCCACUACACGAGGAGGAGGAGGAAGGCUUCAAGGAGUCAUCACAAGCGGGCCCCCUGGAGCUGAAGUUGUUAAGCGUUAUGGGACAAACCAAGCCGAUACACAAGCAGAGCGCGGACACAAAACUUCCAGAGCAGUCAGACAGCAGAGUUAAGUGGCCGCUAACACAGAGGAUGAUAAAAUCCACCUUCCCGUAACCAGCUAAACAUAAAGUAAUAGUACCGCCAUCAUUCAUCAGACACUGGUAUAUGGAUGCUGGGACAACCACAGGAAGGAACGUGACCGCUGCACUAUUCCAAUAUAGAAGCCUGCAUGAUGACUGUUUCCAAGGAUUGCAUGAACGCUUACAGGCUGACCAAAGAGGAAGCGCCCGAGGAUUAUGUGACGGUAUAGAAUUUACUGGCAGAGAUGACCCAUGGGUGACUGAUACUGCAUGGCUGUGAUGUGCAUUCUGCAGGGCGUGGUACUUCCACAAGGCGACCAUCUUUUAAAGGGGUGACACAAGACUAGAAAAACAAGGCUGAACUCCACUGAAGGGAACGUUGUGGAGUUGCGGAUCCCACAAUGGGGCACAGAGCGGGCGUAGCACCACAUCACUCUUCAUUGAUUUUUUUUCCUU
Messenger RNA from Bufo bufo (common toad), 1703 nucleotides. RefSeq names its product coiled-coil domain containing 83 (gene CCDC83). The transcript has 11 exons. The coding region runs from base 73 to 1281 and encodes 402 amino acids. NCBI's taxonomy places the organism in Eukaryota, Metazoa, Chordata, Amphibia, Anura, Bufonidae. The record is from RefSeq and is a predicted model, not a curated record.